Xylona heveae TC161 is the source of this 1515-nucleotide messenger RNA. Its product is annotated as FAD/NAD(P)-binding domain-containing protein. Bases 1 to 1515 code for a protein of 504 amino acids. The transcript has 4 exons. NCBI's taxonomy places the organism in Eukaryota, Fungi, Ascomycota, Xylonomycetes, Xylonales, Xylonaceae. The record is from RefSeq and is a predicted model, not a curated record.
AUGCCGUUCAAGGUUAUUAUUGUCGGGGGUGGACUCGCCGGAUCACUCUUGGCCAAUGGCCUCAUCAAGAACAAUGUCGACGUGGAAGUGUUCGAACGAGAUGUAGCCUAUUCGAAGCGCGAAGGAUAUCAGAUUCGUCUUGGCGCCAUGGCGCUCUCCGGCCUGCAUACCUGCCUCAGUGAGACGGCUUGUCGAGAAAUUAUUGGCAAGUUUGGACGCAGCGGUGGACAAGUCUAUACGACGCCCAUUCUCUACAGCACCGAUCUCACCCCGCUUCGAGGUUUCAAUGGCAAGAGCCAACCCUACCACAGAAGCGCACCGAUUAGCCGUGUCAUCUUGCGAGAUGCUCUGGCAGAGCCAUUGAUCAAGCAGAAUGUCAUUCGAUACGAGAAGAAAUAUCUUUAUUCAGAGAUUGUCCGCGGCCCGGAUGGCAUGGACAAGGUUCAUGCCUUUUUUGAGGACGGAACUGUGGCAGAGGGUGAUAUGCUCGUUGCAGCAGAUGGUUCAGGAUCAAAGAUUAAUACUGAAGCCGGCCCUGACAACAUUGUGGAUAAACGGGAUCGUUGUGGGUUCUUGGCCAAAGGUCAACUUCCCAAGGAGACGCUCCGAAGACUUCCUCAUCAACUUCGUGCGGGUCCAUUGGUGAUUGAAGACGACGGCGUUGUCUUUAUAGCCUCGGCGUAUCUGCCGGAUAAGCUCAAGAGACGGGCUCCGCGUCCCGCUCAUCUAGCGCCCAACUUUGAAGAUUUUGAGCGAGCAACAACGUCAUCCGUGAAGCAGGUCUCGGUGCGAUCACUCGACUCAUGCUCGAGUGAUGAGACCGACUUGAGUUUCGACGAGAAAGCUGCAAGUCUCAUGUGGAACAUUAACAUGCCCACUGACCGAGUCCCCGAGAACCUCGAGGCCGACGAUCCGGUCGAACGUCUCAUUGACACCAUCCGGCAUUGGGAUCCUUCAGUACACGAGAUUAUCCGUUCAGUCUCACGCGAGGAACUGUAUCAAUUCUACGGUCGAGUCGGCUGUAGUCCGACCCUAGACUGGCGAGAACGCUCAGGCGGUGGUUCGGUCAACUCUAGAAACCCAAAGAAGGGCCAUCCUAGAAUUUGGUUUAUUGGAGAUUGUUUCCACCCCAUGCUUCCGACUCGAGCGAUGGGCGGAAACCAAGCCAUGUGUGACGCCGGUGAGGUUUGCAAGUACAUUUCCAAGCUGGCGCACCAGAGCAACCCUAUCAACAAUGAACUCCUCGAACGAUCCGUCUUCAAUUACGAAGCCGGCAUGAUUCCGAGAGCAUUUGAGUGGGUCGAAAAGUCCAAUACCGCCGGUGGGGUCCGCCGCACCUUGAGCAUCCUCAAGGCAAAGAAAUCCCAUUCGAGCUUCCGACUCAAUUCGAUCAAGGGAAAACUACAACUCUUCUUUGUACACCGCGCCCACGAGGUCGAUGCCGGGCUCGGUGUCAUGCUCCGGCGGCUGGGCGGCAAGCGCGACAAUGGCGGCGACUUUGAUUCAUUCAGAUGA